Messenger RNA from Solanum verrucosum, 1591 nucleotides. RefSeq names its product glutamate dehydrogenase A. Lineage: Eukaryota; Viridiplantae; Streptophyta; Magnoliopsida; Solanales; Solanaceae. Gene Ontology annotation, molecular function: L-glutamate dehydrogenase (NAD+) activity. The coding region runs from base 34 to 1269 and encodes 411 amino acids. Gene Ontology annotation, cellular component: mitochondrion. The transcript has 9 exons. Gene Ontology annotation, biological process: L-glutamate catabolic process. The record is from RefSeq and is a predicted model, not a curated record.
UGAAUACAAUUUCCACCAGACCUAUUUGCUGCCAUGAACGCUCUUGCUGCAACCAACCGCAACUUCCGCCAAGCGGCUCGCAUUCUUGGCUUGGAUUCCAAAAUUGAAAAGAGUCUUCUCAUUCCUUUCAGAGAAAUUAAGGUGGAAUGCACAAUUCCCAAGGAUGAUGGAACGUUAGUUUCCUAUGUUGGAUUUAGAGUGCAGCAUGAUAAUGCUCGUGGUCCUAUGAAAGGCGGAAUUAGAUACCAUCCUGAGGUUGACCCUGAUGAGGUAAAUGCCCUUGCUCAACUGAUGACUUGGAAGACCGCUGUAGCUGACAUUCCAUAUGGGGGAGCUAAAGGUGGAAUAGGCUGUAACCCAAAGGAUUUAAGUGUGAGCGAGUUGGAGCGACUUACUCGUGUUUUCACACAGAAAAUUCAUGAUCUAAUUGGAGUUAAUACUGAUGUGCCUGCACCUGAUAUGGGCACUAAUGCGCAGACUAUGGCCUGGAUUUUGGAUGAGUAUUCAAAAUUUCAUGGUCACUCACCUGCAAUUGUCACUGGAAAACCAAUUGAUCUUGGAGGGUCAUUGGGAAGAGAAGCUGCGACAGGACGUGGUGUCGUCUAUGCUACAGAAGCUUUGCUUGCUGAAUAUGGGAAGCAUGUUAAGGAUUUGACUUUUGCAAUUCAGGGAUUUGGAAAUGUAGGAGCGUGGGCAGGAAAGCUCAUUCAUGAGAGAGGUGGCAAGGUAGUUGCAGUGAGUGACAUAACUGGAGCGGUCAAGAACCCCAAUGGGCUUGAUAUACCAGCUUUGCUUAGUCAUAAAGAAAAAACAGGAAAGCUCAUCGAUUUUGCUGGUGCGGAUGUGAUGAAUUCUGAUGAAUUGCUAACACAUGAAUGUGACGUUCUCAUCCCUUGUGCUUUGGGAGGAGUUUUGAACAGAGAAAAUGCUGAUAAUGUCAAGGCCAAAUUCAUUAUAGAAGCAGCAAACCAUCCUACUGAUCCAGAUGCUGAUGAGAUUUUAUCGAAGAAAGGAGUAGUAAUACUUCCAGACAUCUAUGCCAACGCUGGAGGUGUGACUGUCAGCUAUUUUGAAUGGGUUCAGAAUAUUCAAGGAUUUAUGUGGGAUGAGGAGAAGGUUAAUAGAGAGCUUAAGAAAUACAUGACAAGAGCCUUUCAUAACCUCAAGGGCAUGUGCCAUUCACAUAAUUGCAAUCUUCGGAUGGGUGCGUUCACAUUGGGGGUGAAUCGUGUUGCACGUGCCACUCAAUUAAGAGGUUGGGAGGCAUAAUGACACUUUUUUCACAGCACAAAGUACUCAUCCUGCAGCAGAUCAUUCGCAUCUCUUUCUUUCAAGUACGAACCAUAGAAUGUUCUACGAACUGAAAUGUGUACUUGAGACAUUUUAAUCAUAAAUUGAGUCGUCAAUUACUUGGGAUUUUAUGUAUUUUUCAUUUGGGAACUUGGAGCCAUUUGGCCCCUGUCGCCAUUUUCUUAUGAGUUCAGGUGCUUAUCCGUUUUUUCUCUCAUCUUCUAGCAUGAGGAUUGCCUGUUAUGGAGUAACAUGUACUAAGGGCAUGUUGAAUGCAUAUUAUUGCAUUGGUUUAUCUUUA